Messenger RNA from Scheffersomyces coipomensis, 1851 nucleotides. Its product is annotated as MDR family NADP-dependent oxidoreductase. Gene Ontology annotation, molecular function: oxidoreductase activity, acting on the CH-CH group of donors, NAD or NADP as acceptor. The transcript has a single exon. The record is from RefSeq and is a predicted model, not a curated record. The coding region runs from base 425 to 1525 and encodes 366 amino acids. Lineage: Eukaryota; Fungi; Ascomycota; Pichiomycetes; Serinales; Debaryomycetaceae.
AUUUACAUAGUUAAGACUUUCUUUUGAUUACAUAAUCUUAUGCUAUAUUACUAUGAUUAUAAAUCAUUUACUAAAUUUAGUUUACUUUCGAUAGUUUACCCCUUAAUUAUAUCUAUUAUGGUCUCCGAGUUUAACAUUUAACUAGUAGUUUGGUAGCACCGAAUCCUUUCCAUCUAAUCUAAUCAAUUAUAUUACAUAAUAAUUUUGCUAGUAAAAUAUGGCCACAAUUUAUUUUUUGAGGGGAAAGUAACUAAUAGUGGUUGCAAACUAUAUUGGUAGCCUUCAUGAUUUUCAAGAUCAUCACGCAAUUGACUCUAUAUAUAAAUACAUAGUCAAAAUCCCUAUCCAUGACUUCUAAUAUGUCUUUUUGAUUUCAUUGAAGUUAUUAACUAAAGCUAAUAAAUCUCCUAACUAUCACUUCACUAUGUCAAUUGAAUCAACUCAAAUCAUUGUUAAAACUCCUCCCCAAUAUGCUCUUAAUUAUGAAUGGAAUCAACCUGAUUCAACUUUUGAAAUAAGAAAGGUUAUAUUUACUCCCGAAACAGACUUAAAAGAAGGUCAAGUAUUUGUCAAGACACUUUAUCUCUCCAAUGAUCCAUUCACAAGAGGGGUCAUUCAAAAAGUUGAAAAUCAAACUUUACCAAAAGGUAGACCUGUGGCCUCGGUUGCAUUAGGUGAAGUUUUAGAAUCUAAAAAUACACUUUAUAAAAAGGGUGAUGUCGUUACUGGGAUUUGGAAUUGGUCAGAAUAUGCUAUUCCAAGUGUGAUUUAUUACGCUAUUGAUAAAGCUUCGAAAUUACCCUUUACUUAUUAUAUUUCAGUAAUUGGUAUUGCUCCUCUUACAGCUUAUUUUGGAUUAACUAAAAUUUUGAAAUUUAAUUCUGAUGUUACAAGUGAAACUUAUAAAGCCAAGAAUUUAAUUAUUAUUUCAGCUGCUACAGGUGCAGUUGGAGCUGCUGCUGUUCAAUUAUCCAAGCAUAACUUUGGAAUCUCAACUGUAGUAGGUAUUACUGGAACUGAUUCAAAAGCAAAAUGGGUUGAAAGUAUUGGUGCUGAUAAAGCUUUCAAUUAUAAUGAUCCUGAUUUUGAAUCUCAAUUAUCAGCAUAUGUGACUUCUACAGGUGGUGCUGAUUAUUAUUUUGAUAAUGUCGGUGGACCAGUAUUAAAUUCCGUGCUUCCUCAGUUAAAUACUUAUGGUAAGGUUGCUGCUUGUGGAAAUAUUUCAAACUUUAAGAAUGCUAAUAAUGCUUUACUUCCAAAUUGGGUAUCAAUCAUUAGUAAAAGACUUAAUAUCACAGGACUUACCGUUCAUGAUUAUAUCCCUGAAUUUCCAAAGGCACUUUCAGUAUUGGAAAAAGCUAUUGAAGAAAAGAAAUUAGCUACUGAAAAUGCUUAUUCCGUCGAAGAUAUUUCUGAUAAACUGAAUAAAUUUGAAUUGGUACCUUUAGUUUGGAAGAGAAUUUUUGAUGGUUCUAAACCUCAUGGUAAGAUUAUCACCAAGAUAGUCAGAAAUAUUCCAAAGUAGUUAAUUAGUUAGUUAUGCUCGUAAUGAAUAAAUUGGUUCUGUUACUGCAAAGAAUUAUCGCUACCAUACGACAUCAAGUAAAAAUGUUUGAAGUUCCCCAUGACAUUUCAAACAAUGGCGUAAGUAUCAACUCAAUUGAGCGAAUUAAGAAAAUUCAAGUAUUUGAAUAGAUUAAGACUUCAAGGAGCGUUAGAGUUGUAAUGUCGAAAUUGCUAUAUACAACAGUUCCUGGAAUGUUCCUGUACGUAAACAACAAUGAAAAUCAUGUGACUCUAUACGACACAAAUUAGUAAACAUUACGAAAAGGUACAGUACAUAAUGUAUGA